AGCCGGAUCUGGAGCUCUCUGAUCAGUAGCUGGUGGCUCAGCCCUUGGUGAGGCUGCUUCACUCUGGCACAGCCCACUGUAGAGACACCAGGGCAAGGCGUACAACAUGAUCCAUCCAUGGUGCCCACUGAGCUAGUAUUUGCAGACACCUUUAGCUGGCGGAGGUGGGAGAGGAGGUCGUGCCUUGCAUUGCUGCCUGGGAAAUGGGUAACCAGGUGGAGAAACUGACCCAUCUAAGUUACAAAGAAGUCCCAACGGCAGAUCCCACAGGGGUGGAUAAGGACGAGGGACCUAGAAUCGGAGUCUCCUACAUCUUCUCUGCUGAUGACGAUGACUUGGAGGAGCCAGGACAUGACCCCGACAAGCAAAGAUCUCUCCAAGAGGAUCUGCAAUACGACCACUGCAAUGAGGUGGAGUGUUCGGUUUAUUAUAGGGAUGAAUGUAUUUAUGAAAAGGGGUUUGGGGCCGGGGACCAGCUGAUCACUUACUCCCCUGAGAACCUAUUGAAUAAAUGCAAGCCUGGGGACCUGGUGGAGUUUGUAGCCAAGAACCAGUAUCCCCACUGGGUGGUGUACGUGGGUGACUUUCAAGUGGUACAUUUAUACAGACUGGAGAUCACCAACAGCUUUCUGACUGACGCCAGCCAGGGCCGGAGGGGCAGGAUUGUCAACGACCAAUAUAAAUUCAAACCACUGUGCCCCGAGAUGGUGGUACAGAAUGCCAUGGAGCAGGUGGGGGCGAAAGACCAGGAGCUGAGCUGGAGGAACUCUGAGUGCUUUGCAGCUUGGUGUCGAUAUGGAAAAAGAGAGUUCAAGAUCGGAGGCGAGAUCAGGAUAGGCAAACAGCCCUACAGGUUAAAGAUCCAGCUGUCCGAAAAGAAAAGCCACACGUUGGAAUUUCAAAGCCUGGAGGACCUGGUCAUGGAGCGGAGGAGGAACGAUCAGAUCGGAAAGACGGCGGUUCUCCAGGAACUCUCCAACCACCUCCACGCUGAAGAUGAGGUCAGGACUGAUCACAAUGCCAGCUGAUGGAUUAAAACUGAAGGCUGCGAAAUUGAGAUGUUAUAAACCCCUUUGGGCUGAUUCACAGCGGUUUUAUUCAAAUGGCUUGUGAAAGGAAAGCUGAUUAGUUCUGCUUCGGCGUUAACCCUUUGCGCCUCUCCCUGGUUUACUGCAGAGACCAGUUUACAGAUUUGGAGCCCAUGUCGUAAAUUAUUUGCCCGAAAAAGCACUAUGCAUUGAGCUUGCAAAUUAUUAUUAUUAUUAUUUUAUUUUUUGAAGUCAGGUAACAAAAGGUUCACUCCCUUUGCAAACCUUGCAUCCAAUGAAUACCGUCUGAGCUAACGAAUCACUUUCUAAUAUCUGAUUAACGCAUCUUCCUUUUGCAUUUCUAACACCAAAUAUUAGCACAGAAUUUUUUUUUUUAUUUCCUUAAAUUUGAUUUAUUUUUAAUUUUUUUUUUUUUUUUUACUAUAUAUUUAAGGUGAACCUCCUUGGCGCAGCUGUGAAGUUUUCAUAACGUAAAAUGUCUUAUCUUAGCUUCGUAUUUGCAUAAUGGUCACAUUUCGUGCCGCAUAAAAAUGAUUUGUACACUUUAAUUUUGGGAAAUGGACCGCUGGGCUCGAAAAAGGUUGGGGAGGGGGAGUAAAUCAUCCGUUCUCAUCUAGUAAACAUCGGGAAGACACUGUAAUGUUUAUGCUACUGCAGUUUUCCUGCCAGGUUGAUGCUUUGAGGAUUUAUAUUUUUUUGGACAUGAGGAGUUUAACCCUUUGUGCCUCGAGGGGCUGGUUGAUGAGUUUUUAGAGGGGGUGUGUGCACUGGGAUCACUGCCUCGCUGAGUGAAGUGUUUUUUAUUGGAAGUCUUACUGGGUGAUGAGUGUCUCAGGAGGGACGUGUAUCAAGGCAUUUGAAUUUCCUAGUGGUAGUGUUAGUCUGCGGGAAUGUCUGCAGCAUAUUGAACUCCAUAUUUAAAAAAAAUAUA
This is a messenger RNA of Bufo bufo (common toad), 1980 nucleotides long. RefSeq names its product LRAT domain containing 2 (gene LRATD2). NCBI's taxonomy places the organism in Eukaryota, Metazoa, Chordata, Amphibia, Anura, Bufonidae. The coding region runs from base 204 to 1028 and encodes 274 amino acids. The transcript has 2 exons. The record is from RefSeq and is a predicted model, not a curated record.